AUGACGACGCUCCUUCGCCCAAGCACGCGGCAAGUCGCGCGGCUGGCAUCCCUGUCCUUCCGGACGACAGCGAGACCGAGCAUCGGCAUUUCGAGGUUACCCAGGUCACGGCUUCCCGCCUGCGCGCAUCAAAUACCGCGGUAUUACUCGUCCGAGUCACCCAACAACAACAAGAAGCCCGAGAGCAACUCAAGUAAGAACAAGAAGGAUGCCGAGGACAAGAACAAGGAGGUCAAUGGCGCCACAAAGAAGGAGGAGGAGCCGUCCGGCGAGGAUGGCAAGGUGAACGCGUCUGAGGUCAAGGAGGACACCAAGGAUCCCCUCCCGCCCGGAUGCGUCUACCUCAGCGACCAGGAGAUCAAGGCGCUGAUGGAGAUGCUGUCGAGGGUGCCCCCAGCGCAGACAAAGUACGUGGGCGAGGUCAUCCAAGACAUCAAGAAAUACGGCGCGCCCGUCGAGCUGCGGGAGCUGCUGCUCAAGUUCAAGGACCAGGGCCUCAGUGUGGCCGAUACCAUGAAGGUGCUGCGGACCACUCAGCUCCUAGCCCAGCGGCUUAACGAGGCGAAGAAGGGCAAGGCGACAGACGACAUGUUCGACUCCAACGAGCCGCGGAAUCCGUUCGCCUCGGGCCAACAGCAGCAGCAGCAGCAAGGCUCCGAGCAAGGACGGCAGGGCAAGGGUGGACCGAACAACAAGGACAACCAAGGACGACCCAGGGUGUUUGACGGCAGCGACUUUAUGACGUGGGUUGUCGGCGCCAUGCUCCUCUAUCCUCUCUACUCCAUGAUCUUCCCCGGCGAGUCCUCCCGCGAGAUCACCUGGCAAGAGCUGCGCAGGAACUUCCUGGACAAGGGUCUCGUUGAGAAGCUUGUCGUCAUUAAGGAUCGCGUGCGGGUCGAGCUCAACCGCGAGGCCACCCAGCAGAUGUAUCCUGACUCCGUCGCCGCCAACCCCAACUUCCACUACUACUUCACCAUCGGCUCCGUCGACGCUUUCGAGAGGAGAGUCGAGGAGGCCCAGGAUGAGCUCAACAUCCCGCCCUCCGAGAGGAUCCCGGUCGCGUACAUGACGGAAGGCGUUAUCGGCAGCUUUCUUCUUGCGUUUGGCCCUACCCUGAUGAUCGUCGGUCUCCUCUACUGGAUGUCCAGGAGAGCUGGCGGCGGCAUGGGCGGAGGCUCCAGCGGAGUGUUCGGAUUCGGCAAAAGCAAAGCUAAGCGCUUCAACCACGAGUCUGCGGUCAAGGUCAAGUUCGCCGACGUUGCCGGCAUGGACGAGGCCAAGCUGGAGAUCAUGGAGUUUGUCAGCUUCCUCAAGACUCCCGAGAAGUUCCAGAGGCUAGGUGCCAAGAUCCCCCGCGGUGCCAUUCUUGCUGGUCCUCCCGGUACUGGUAAGACGCUGCUGGCCAAGGCUACUGCCGGCGAGUCUGGCGUCCCCUUCUUCAGCGUCAGCGGUUCCGAAUUCGUCGAGAUGUUUGUCGGUGUCGGUGCUUCCCGUGUGCGAGACCUCUUCGCUACGGCCCGCAAGAACUCUCCCUGCAUCAUCUUCAUUGAUGAGAUUGAUGCUAUUGGCAAGUCUCGUAGUGACGGCAGUCGGUUCGGCGGCAACGAGGAACGCGAGGCGACGCUCAACCAGAUCCUGACCGAGAUGGACGGUUUCAACACCUCGGAGCAGGUGGUCGUCCUCGCCGGCACCAACAGGCCCGAUAUCCUGGACAAGGCGCUCAUGCGACCCGGCCGUUUCGACCGUCACAUCAAUAUUGACCGGCCUACGAUGAAGGGACGGCAGGACAUCUUCAAGGUCCACCUGAAGAAGAUCACGACGAACGAGGACCUUGAGUAUCUGACUGGCAGACUCGCGGCCUUGACGCCUGGUUUCGCUGGCGCUGACAUUGCCAAUGCCGUCAACGAAGCCGCACUCAUUGCUGCCAGAGCCAACGCUACCAGCGUCGAGAUGAUCCACUUUGAGCAAGCCAUCGAGCGUGUUAUUGGCGGUCUCGAGCGCAAGUCUCUGGUCCUCAACCCCGAGGAGAAGCGCACCGUCGCCUACCACGAGGCCGGCCACGCCAUCUGCGGCUGGUACUUCAAGUACGCCGACCCCCUGCUCAAGGUCUCCAUCAUCCCCCGCGGCUCGGGCGCCCUCGGCUACGCCCAGUACCUGCCCCAGGGCGACGCCUACCUGAUGACGGUCAACCAGCUCAUGGACCGCAUGGCCAUGACCCUGGGCGGCCGCAUCUCGGAGGAGAUCCACUUCCCGACCGUCACCUCGGGCGCCAGCGACGACUUCCGCAAGGUGACGCGCAUGGCGACGACCAUGGUGACCGAGUGGGGCAUGUCGGAGAAGCUGGGGCCCCUGCACUUCAAGCGCGACCAGAACGAGCUGCAGAAGCCCUUUGCCGAGUCGACGGCGCAGGUCAUCGACUCGGAGGUCCGGCGCAUCGUCGACGAGGCCUACAAGCAGUGCAAGGACCUGCUGCUCGCCAAGAAGAAGGAGGUGGGCAUCGUGGCCGAGGAGCUGCUGCGCAAGGAGAUGCUCACGCGCGACGACAUGGUGCGCCUGCUCGGCCCGCGGCCCUUUGCCGACAACGACGAGUUCACAAAGUUCUUCAACAACGAGGGCGGCGGCAAGAGCGCGCCGCCGCCGUUCCCGACCGAGAACACGGACGAGAGCGUCAAGGGCCCGCAGCCUGCUGUUUUUCAAGGUCGGGGGGAGGAGGCGAGGUAG
Molecule: messenger RNA, 2721 nt
Organism: Thyridium curvatum
Lineage: Eukaryota; Fungi; Ascomycota; Sordariomycetes; Thyridiales; Thyridiaceae
Exons: 2
Coding region: 1-2721 (906 amino acids)
Biological process (GO): mitochondrial protein processing; protein-containing complex assembly
Cellular component (GO): m-AAA complex; membrane
Molecular function (GO): metalloendopeptidase activity; ATP hydrolysis activity; zinc ion binding
Source: RefSeq, a predicted model, not a curated record